Suillus paluster is the source of this 1381-nucleotide messenger RNA. RefSeq lists its product as uncharacterized. The transcript is spliced from 7 exons. The coding region runs from base 19 to 1281 and encodes 420 amino acids. NCBI's taxonomy places the organism in Eukaryota, Fungi, Basidiomycota, Agaricomycetes, Boletales, Suillaceae. Gene Ontology annotation, molecular function: protein binding. The record is from RefSeq and is a predicted model, not a curated record.
UGCUUUCCCUGAAUUACCAUGUCUGCGCGCCCGCGUCCAAAGCCAGUGCCACGUCCAGUGGCAAAAUCUAAGGCUCCAUUAAUUCCUACUGCAGGAAACAAGAUAGACGAUGAAGAUGCUAUAUUCAUGCGGAAUCGCGGAAGAACCUCUCAAUGCUGGAACAAGCUUCGGCAACUAACAAAGGCUCCGUCCGACAAAGCUGACGAGGAUGACCUCGAUUGGGGUGAACGAACUGAACCGGAAUCUACCCCGAGGCGUCGUAAGAAGAAGCCAAAUAAACAGCAUGAAUUACCUCGGUGGCAAGCGGCGGACAUAGUCACUCUCCUUUCUUCAGAUAACGAAGAGGACGAUCUGGAAAUCACAGAGAACACACCAAAAGCCUCACGCAAUGACACGUCCCUUCGAAAACGAAAGAGAGACCGUAGUCGCUCAAAAUCCAUCACACCACCUCCGCAACUUCCCAUACACCAACUCAAUAAUGCAAGGAACCUGGUCAGACAAGCGCUUGCUGUUGCGCCCCGCGCCCCCUCACCAAUUCAAUUUGCCGAUGACCCAACAGAUACCUCUGACUUAAAUCCCGAACUGGCCAAAAUUGCCGAAGAGGUUCGUAGAAGGGCUGUAGAAACUAAGAACAUCCCAGAACAAGGCGGCGGCCCUGAGUUGGUUAUCAUCAAGGUCCGAUGGCGGCCUCAUCCACGGAAUCCAGCGGGUGCAAAGGAUGUUUGGAACUUUAAGAUGAAAAGACACGACACAUUUCAGUACAUGUUUGAGGAGGUAGCAGACUUGGCUGCUGUUUUAGUAGAAAGCCUUGUCGUUAGUCACGAUGGAAAGCGUCUGUUCGCUUCAGGCACACCUCACGGUCUUCGAAUUUGGGCAGAAGGAGAGCUCGAAGCAUGUGAUCAAACAACUUGGGAUUACAUACGCGCUCAACGUCAUCAGCAAGUUCCAAAUGGCGCUCAGUCAUCAAAGCAUUCGCCGUCUCCGGAAAGAGAGACAGAUGCGGAGUCGGAAGCCGAGUCCACUGGCGGCGACAAAAUCAAGCUUGUAUUCAGGUCCGCGGUUACCGAGGACAAUAUCAACCUUACGGUUCGACCUACAACAACGUGUGGAGCCAUUGUCAAAGCAUUUCUCAAGGCUGCCGGACUAUCUGACCGGUCUUCGAAGGGUACAGCACAAGCCAUGCCUCAGCUAAUGGUUGAUGGAGAUAAGAUGGCAGAUAAUAUGGAAAUCGGAGAGGCAGACCUUGAUGAUGGAGAUUUGGUUGAAGUUGUUGGACUAUGAUUGUACUAAUCAUUGGGCCAGUUCGACAUUUUUUUCGGUUACUCAGAGGCAUUACAUUACUGUUGUACCAUUGCUGUGUAGUAGAAAUCGUAUUUCACAA